Musa acuminata AAA Group (dessert banana) is the source of this 2885-nucleotide messenger RNA. RefSeq lists its product as uncharacterized. Lineage: Eukaryota; Viridiplantae; Streptophyta; Magnoliopsida; Zingiberales; Musaceae. Gene Ontology annotation, molecular function: protein phosphatase regulator activity; protein phosphatase binding. The record is from RefSeq and is a predicted model, not a curated record. The coding region runs from base 276 to 2705 and encodes 809 amino acids. The transcript is spliced from 19 exons.
CGAUGCUACCUCAAUUCAUUAUAGUUCCUCCUCUUCAAAAGAGAGGUCUCCCUCUUUCUUUUUCUCCUCCCUUCCCCCAAAUCUAGGGUUUCCUCUUCUCCGUCCCUGUCUUUCCUCCCGCCGUAGCCGCCGCUGCUCCUGGUGCCCUCCGUCCGACGCCCGGGGGCUUCGGUUCCUGGCGUUUGGUUGAGGAAUCCCUACUCUGCCGUCGGAUCGGUGGGCCUUUGGGCCGCUUGUAGCUAUCAUAGUAGCUAAAUCCAAGAACCGAGUCGGAGAUGUUCUGGCGGAUACCCAAUCUCCUCGGAGAUUCUCCUGUGGAGUUUAUCUUGGAUAAGGAAAGCUUCACCUUGGAAGAGCUUCUUGAUGAAGAGGAAAUAAUUCAAGAAUGCAAAGCUUUAAACACACGCCUUAUAAAUUUCCUUAGAGAUCAUGCUCAGUUAGAACAGUUACUCCAGUAUAUUAUCGAAGAUGCUCCUCAAGAUGCUGACAGCAAACGGGCCUUCAAGUUCCCUUUCAUUGCCUGUGAGAUACUUACUUGUGAAGUUGAUGUCAUACUGAAAAGCUUGGUGGAGGAUGAAGAUCUGAUGAACAAGCUCUUCUCCUUCCUUGAACCAGAUCGUGUACAUAAUUCAACACUAGCUGGUUACUUCAGCAAGGUUGUAGUGUGCCUGAUGUUAAGGAAGACCACUUCACUUAUGACCUAUGUUCAAACUCAUGAUGUCAUUUUUCACCACUUGGUUGAUUUGAUAGGCGUAACAUCGAUCAUGGAGAUCCUGCUUCGACUUGUUGGUGCUGAUGAUCAUACAUAUCCAAACCAUAUGGAUAUCAUGCAGUGGUUGGCAGAUACUAAACUGCUUGAGAUAAUUGUGGAUAAAUUGAGUCCUGCUCAUUCUGCUGAAGUUAAUGCUAAUGCGGCUGAGGUUCUAAUGGCCAUUAUUCGAAAUACUUCAUCAGCUUUAGCAGCUAAGCUUUCUAGCCAAAGCUUUGUUGCGAGGAUAUUUGGGCAUGCACUGGAAAAUUCUUCGUCUAAAUCUGCCCUUGUUCACUCUCUAUCUGUGUGUAUUGCCUUGUUGGAUCCUAAAAGAUCUGCUUCACCUGCUUCAGUCCAUUACGUUAGAAGUCAGCAUCUGUAUGAGUCAUUCAGUCAUGUGGAUCCAGAGACUUUACAUGCUAUGUUGACACAUUUGGAUGACUUGCUUAAACUGUUGAAUGUGUCAUCUGAUGCCAAUACUCUUCCUACCACUUAUGGUGAACUACAUCCUCCAUUUGGGAAGCAUCGACUUAAGGUAGUGGAGUUCAUUGUAGUAUUUCUAGAAGCUGGUGAUGAAGUUGCUGAGAAGGAAUUGAUUCGAUCUGGUGCCAUCCGUAUAAUCCUAGACCACUUCUUUAAGUAUCCCUUCAACAACUCACUACAUCAUCUUGUAGAGAAGUUGGUGAUGUCAUGCCUUGCAAGCAAGAAUAUUGCAAUUGUUGAUCAUUUAUUUUGUGACUGCGGUAUAAUUUCUAAGUUUCUGCAAGCAGAUAGAAAUCCUUUCCUCUCCCGUGAUUCAAAUGUGGAAAGUGUCCCAGCCAUUGGAAGACAGCCAUUCCGGGCUGGAAACAUUGGGCAUAUUACAAGAAUUAGUAACAAACUUGUGCAACUUGCGAGCAGUAAUGACCAUAUUCAGUCUUACCUACAGGAAUCGGAGGAAUGGAUUGAUUGGCAAACAAAUGUUUUGCGUGAACGUAAUGCAGUGGAAAAUGUUUUUCACUGGGCCUGUGGUCGCCCAACAACAUUACAGGAAAGGACAAGAGAUAGUGAUGAAGACGAGCUUCAUGAUAGAGAUUAUGAUAUUAGAGCCUUAGUGAACAAUACAAACCAUGCAUUUCGGUACCAUGUUUAUGAGAAUGAUAAUGUAGAUGAGGCCCAUGUUUCUCUUGACCAAGAUGAUGAGGAUGUAUACAUCGAUCAAGGAUCAUCUGGACUUGUGAUUUCUACUUUGAAGCAUGGUGUCGAUAACCAGAGUCUUUUCACAAAUUGCGACUGGUUUGCUUUCGAAGAUGAAAGUGCCUUGGAAACCCUGGAUAGGAUGGAUGACAUCAAUCUAAAUGAGACGUCCAGUGGUGGUAACAGCAGUGAUGAUGAGGUAGUGGUUGGAGUAGAGGAGCCUACCAAAAUUGUGCUGCCUGAAGACAAGUGUACUGUUUCUGACUCAGAUUUCAAUGCCGACAAUACAAGCACAGCUGAUGAAUCCCUCAAUGAGCUAUCAACAGACGUAAUGAAACUAAAUGUUGCAGAUGUGAAUCCUUUCGAGUUUGAAAUUGCUGAGAAUGUGGACCUUUUUAAUGAUCAACAGCAGCCUGAAUGGGUGGGCUGGCGUGAAGCUUCCGAUAUUCAGGUGGAUGAACCUACUGAUUUUUCAACCCAGUUGAAUUCCGGGGAAACUGCUGCAAGCACAUCGGUUAGUACGAUUGGUGUGCUUGCAGGUAGCAGUGCUUCUACUGUAUCAGAAUCUGGUGAGUUGGCAAAAGUAGACGAGACCACCCAUUGUUCAUUUGAAGAGGACGCAGAGUUUGUUGGUGCAGAUAUUGAAGUAGGCAGAGCCAUGGAAGAUGAGGUUACUGCACCCAAGAGAAACUUCCUUCUCAAGGAUGAAACUGCGAUUUUGGAGUUCAACAAGAGUCAUUGGCGUAUCGAACCUGAGGUAGGUGUAGUUCAGGAAUAGAGAAUUAAAUGUAAGUAGUACAGUUCUUACAGCAGUGGGACGUGUACAGUGGCAUUUAUUCAGAAGUGCAUCUGGCGACAGAUGUACGUGUACUGUCCUAUUAUAAUUUUGUCCGCUGAGAUUUGCCAUGUAGCUUUGCUUCUGUAAUUUGUCUUUUCAAUAAACACUUGAACAGUACUA